AUGCGACGCAGAGGGGAGGAUGCCAAGCAGCCCGGGAAGUCCUCAAGUGCAGAUGAAUGCCUGGAAGGUGUGAGUUCAACCACAAGUAGCUCCUUGCAGACCUUCGUCAGGACGCUGGCGCACCCUCAGCGCUCCGCGGUGCUGGUGCUGGCACUAAGCUUGGUCGCGGUGGGCAUCCAAACCUGGGAUGAGGACGUGGUGCUGAGCAGACUCCUGAUACUAAUCGGCCUUUUCAUUGCUCCUGCUGCGAUGGGGCGCUUGCCACCUCCUUCCGAAGUUUUCUUCAGGGAAGAUGCGGAGGGAGAGAGGCUCGUCGCACCUGCGAGCGUGCAGGCUCCCGAGGCCAUGACAAUGGAUGCAGGAUGCAUCGCCUGA
Messenger RNA from Symbiodinium sp. CCMP2456, 375 nucleotides. The record is from the annotation of a GenBank genome assembly. Lineage: Eukaryota; Dinophyceae; Suessiales; Symbiodiniaceae.